Molecule: messenger RNA, 18564 nt
Organism: Paramuricea clavata
Lineage: Eukaryota; Metazoa; Cnidaria; Anthozoa; Malacalcyonacea; Plexauridae
Source: the annotation of a GenBank genome assembly
AUGGCUACGUACGCAUUGAAAAUACUUAUCUCAAAUGUUUAUAUAUUAUUUGUGACAUUAUGUUUUGUUCUCAGAAUUCAAUCUACAUUUCUUAAUAUUGAAGAGCUACAAAAAUCAAAAUAUGGUGUAGAAAUUUCUGCACUGCCAGUACUUUUAAAUAAUCAGGUAAUUAAAGAUUAUGUCAAAUAAAUAGAGUGAGUGACUAUUUAUACUAUUAGAUAAUUAACUUUCAAGAGUUUGUUACAUUGUUUAUAUCACCCCAAGGUCGAGUCAUGAGCCAGUUUGGAAAGUUUGUAUCGCGCAACCGAGAUAUCAGGCGCGCAAUUUUGAUGCUUUCUAUAUAUUUAUUAUUAUUAAAAUUUUAAAAUCUUGCAUCUGUAUGCAAUUUCCAAACUUUCCAGUCCGGGUCAUGAGUGGAGUUGAGUUUAUACUUGGAGGUAGAGUCAUGAGUCGAGUCAUUUCAGUGUCUGAUUGACUGAUCCAGUUGAGUGGAGUCAGUGGCUCGAGUCGAGUCAAGAUGCAGCUGAAUUUGAGCUGAUCGAGUCAGACAAUGAGAUCAAGUCCAUCUCACACUUAAUAGAAUAUUUAAUUCCAUUGCCAUAACUGUAAUCAUUUUAGUCAUUUAAUAACUGUCUAGGCAGCUAGACAGUACCAAUAUAACAGUUCUACUUGAUAAUAUUAAAGAUGAUGUCCACUCCGUUCUGCGCAUCAGUUCUGCUCAUAACAAAGGGGGACCCCCAGAUAUAAACAUUGCCCAAAUUUUGCAUAUUUCGAACUUUUUUGAAUUGAAACGUAGAGUUUAUAUUCAUUUACAAGCAUGGCAAAUCAGAAAAGUGUUAGUUAUUCAGUUACUAUAUCAUAUUUUACAAAUAUAGCAGUUCAAAACGUAAACAAAGUUUGCACAUGCGCACACAAGUGGACAUCAUCUUUAAAACCAUAAAUUCAUUAUUAAUAAAAGUAUAUGAAAUGUUUAUUCUUGAAUAGGAAUGUACGUAAUAAAACCUAGAAUAAGAAGUGCAACAGGGCCAUAGCGAAGGGAUUAACCCCCAACUUUUUUAGAAUUAACAUAUUCAGAAAAUCGGGUUGGCCAUUCGGAAAAUUACGCCAUUGUGGUUACAUUUUCAUGUCACACAGUCACGAAAUAUGAUUGGUUAGGAGGUUAGGGAUAGGGAUUGGAUUAGGUUUCGUGAUUGUGUGACAUGAAAACAUAACCCUAAUUGUAUUGUCAGUAUAAACUGUCUGAUGUACAAAAUCAUGGCAUUUACAUGGAUAACAAUUUACAAAUCGUAAAUCGGUAAAUGUUUUUCGGUUUAUUACUUCCAUAAUAUGUCUAUGCGUAAAAUUAUAUGCAUACUUUUAUUUGUAUUUGGUCAAUAAUUGACUCAGUCCUCUCAAGAAACCCUUAGAAACUUCAAAUCUGGUAAUUUUUAUCAGUGCGGAUAUUAUUGUAAAUUGUGGCUUAUAUAUAUUUUAAUCAUCUUAUUGACAAAAUGACAAUUUUACCUAUUUUAUACCAGAAAAUGCAUCUAAUAAAAAACGGCUUUAAUAUUUAUAAUUUAUUGCAUCUUCAUUUUCCGGAUAGGAAAUACCUGAGUUUGUGGCUUCGUAUGCCAUGAAAGAUUCAGAAUUUUUUCGUCAUUCAGAAAUUUUUGCCCCCCUCCCCCCAACUAUACAUGCUAGCUAUGGCCCUGUAGAGACUGUGAGUUUCUCAUGAAUAUUCGAGAAAAAGAGACAAUGACUGUGUGGUUCCCGUGAAUAUUACUGUAAGGCACCUCACCAUUGUGGAAAAAUGGAAUAAACGUUGCAGCUACUGUGUUCAAUAAAAAAUAAGAUACUUUAUCACAACCUUUUUACACUGCAUAUUUCAGGAUAAAGACGGUAGUAUCAUGCGGAUUACGUCAAAACAUGGUCAACAGUAUCAAUGUGUUCUCCCUAUUGUUCACUUUGAAACAAAAGAAUCAAGUGCAAUUAAUAUGACAGCAGAAGAAAUUAACAAAUUAUUGCAGCCAUUGAAUAAUACUUGUCUAUUCCAGGUGAGGAUACAAAACAGUUUGUGAAUAAAAGUGGCAUUAGUAAUAUUAUGGUGUGCCCUAACAAGUAAUAGUUCAAAUACGAGAAAGAGGACUUUACCAGAAUUUCAAAACAUUUGAGUGCAUGAAAUGUGAGUACUAGGCCUAGGGUGAGGCGGUUUUUCCGUAAACCGAGAAAAAAACGAUGUUUUUUGAAAGGCGAAAUACUCAAUGUUAUUUGUUGAGAAAAACUGCAAAAAAACCGGGGCCUGGGGGGAAAACGGAAAAAAUCGAAGAAAAAUUGAUAUUUUACUAAAAUCGAACCAUACUUAUACGCAUUUGUUGCAAAUGAAUCAAGUUUUGGAAUUUACACACGAAAAACUAAUGUGAUUUUGUUUGAAAUUUGAUAACGUCUUCAAAAUACCUUACGGUACAUUUAAAAUACCAUUCUACAGUUUCGCGCGAGCGUGAAGUCUUGAACGGAUAAAGCUUGUUAUGUCACACAUUCGUUGAAGCUUUUGAUGAAUGUAUAACGUGUUUCUUGGAUCCAAGACAUAAGACUGACUUUUUAGCAGUGGAUACGUACAACGAUGACGUCGACUUAAUACAACCCAACUUGAUGAAGUAAAGGAAGAGCUCUUGAAUGCCAUUUUUCUGGAGUUACACGUUGUUGUUGAAGAUGAAGAUGUCCUGCCUGUGUUGCGAAGAAAGCCAAACUGAGUCUUGGAGCGUUGACGAGCCUCAACUACUCAAGAAAUCUGAAAAAACAUCGUCAUCGCCCGCUGCAUCCCCGCGUAGCCGUCUAUCCAAAGAGAUUGACCGCUACAUCUCAGCAUUCCCAGUGAUUGACGGAGAUGACGAUCCACUUCAAUGGUGGAAAUUAGAUGCAAAGGAACUACCGUUGCUCUGCCAGUUAUCCAGAAGGUAUCUUACCAUCCAACAGGCACAGAUUUUCUGGGGGGUUGGGUGGUGUGCAUCCCCCAGAAUUGAUUUGCACCCCCCAGAGGCAUUUGGCACCGCCCCCAAAAGUUUUUGCACCCCCGCAAAUUAUAUAUAUUUUGAUUUGAUAGUUUCAUAUAUUUUUUUUUUCUGUGUUGGUGUAGUGUACUCAGGUGAAUAUGAUAUUUGUGGUGUUACUCUGCAUAUUUUUCAGGCUCGCCCGGUGUGGAUGUACACUCAGAGUAACACCACAAAUAUCAGUUUCAUAUUUGAUUAUUCUUACUACUAAAUUUGUAAAAUUACCAAUAUUAUGGUCUCAGAUCUUGCCAUGCAGGCCUAGAAAACAAAUUUUGUUAAACUUUUUCCUUGGCCUUUCCGGGCGUUGCCACCACGCCCCGGCCAAAGCAAGUAGCAGCACCCCCCUCCCCAGAUAUUUAUCCCCCCCCGAACGAAAAAAUGAAAAUCCGUCUCUGCCAUCCAAGCAGUUCGCCGUUGGAGAGACAAGUUAGCAUGCAGGGACGAACACAACUUAAACUGGAGAAAGUUGACAAACUUGUAUUCCUGGCGGAGAACUUAUCAAUGUUUAAAUGUUUUAAAAAUAUAAUGUUUUUGAAGUUGGUUCAAAUAUGAGACACAGGACUUUUGCAGGCUUUCAAAGUCCUUGUACUCACUAGCGUGAAGCGGUUUCUACAAAAAAAACUGGCGAAAACCGACCAAAUAAAUCCGAAAAAAACGAGUGAACCGGGUUUUUAAAAAAUACGUUCGAAAAUCGAAACUACGGUAAAAAAGACACAACACGCUAUUCAGUACUCACACAAGACUUGCGGUUUCAAAAACAAUUAUAUUGACUCUGGCUACAAAGUACAAAGGAACAUGCAGUGUUUAAGAUAUAAUAUUAACAAUAAACUAUAUAUCUAUAUGUACAAAUAUUGCGUAAACCACUAUUUAUUUUGUUUUUGGUCAUAAAUUACUGAUGAGUUGAGAAUUAAAUUUCGGGGUAUGAGGCAGAUUUUUUUGGCCUUUGCCCUUUGGGCAAGAUGUUUAUGACUCAUUCUUAAUUUGUAUAGUUCAUUGUCUUUUAUUGUUAUGAUCAACCAAUCACAAAGCCCGUUCAUAUUAGUAUUUGGUGGCGACCCUAUAGAAGAAUUUAUUUAAACUUCCACUAGCCCCCCUUUACAGAUUUUUACUAUUUAGAGCUCAGGGAGGACAGGGGUUUAAUCCUGUUUUCCCACGCAAAAUCCCGGCAGCACAUUUCAGUUGCAAAUCCCAUUCAAAUCCCAGCUCUCACUGUUACCCGUUUACUAGUCUAGGGAUGUGCUGGAUCCGGAUACCAGUGUCUGGUAUCCGGUAAAAAUUAGACAUCCGGCACUUCCGGUUAAAACUUGCCAGAUAUUUACCGGAUAGUACUGUAAAAUAUUUUGUUACAACCAUGAAAUGGAAACGUUUACUGGGCGAUUAAAAAUUGUGAAACAUGAACAAUUAUUACUGAGCGUUCACUGCAUUACGGCGAAAUUACGACAUAUGUUUUUCGUGAGUGGUGAUAUAUACUGAAUACCAGUAAACAGUGUAACGUGAAUUAUAAGAUAUGGCUUUGGUAAAGACAAAUAGGUCAAAGACAGAGGUCAAAGAGACAAAAGCUCUUGAAGUUAUUGUAUUAAAUACAUUGCCACAUUGGACUAGUUAAUUAAGUUAUAAAAUGUUGUGUUAAUAAUAAUAAAUUAUUGUAUGGGAGUUUGAUCUGGUUGUUAUCCGGUAUCCAGUUAUUAUCCUGUAACCGGUUAUCAUUUUCUGCUGACCGGUAUCUGGUAGUCUAAGACUACUAUCCGGUACUAUCCAUGCAGUAUGUGGCAAAACAGUAUCUGGCACAUCCCUACCGUUUUCAAAUCUCUUCAGUUAUGUUUAUACUAUUUCAUAAUAUUUAGUUAAAUGGUUGGUGGUCAUACAGAGUUUGUAUCGGAAGAUCCAUUUUUCAAUAUCAUGACGAAGGUAACGUAAAUCACCUUUAUCGAUAGACAAUUCCCAUUAUAGACUAAUUUUAAAACUAGGCAACGAGAUGAAAAUAAAUCACCACAGCUAGAAAGAGCAUACUAAAAUGAGUAAAAUUGCAAAGUUUGGUUGCGAAAUGUUGUAAAAUGCGCAAAAUAUAGGCUUGCAAACUACUUGCAAGCUAUCAUUUUCGGCCCAAAUGUGGUAGCAAUUUCCGCACGCAAUACAAAAGUAUACAAAAUUUGCGAACUUUGCAAGGCUAUAUUUUGCGCAGUUUACAACAUUUCGCAACCAAACUUUGCAAUUUUACUCAUUUUAGUAUGCUCUUUCUAGCUGUGGUGAUUUACUUGCAUCUCGUUGCCUAGUUUUAAAAUUAGUCUAUAAUGGAAUUGUCUAUUGAUUAAAAUAAAUCCUAAUCUGGACUCUCUAAUCAAUGAAAAAAUGCGUUACUAUAGGACAUCAAGUGAAGGAUAACAUUAGCCUUGGUCAUUUUUCUGGAAAUACUGAUUGGUCAAAUGUUACUAUAAAGGUAUAACGACUUAUUUCCUAAACGAGGAGUUACAGAUAUAAUUUCAUUUUUUGACUUUCAGUUUUGUUUUAACAUUGAAUGUAUCAUAAUGUCCCUCAUUCAAUUUAGGAAGAAACAAGAGGCGACAACAGGUAUCACAGUCAAUUUUAUAAUAAUGGAACAGUCUGUGAUCUGACUGGAGAGCCACGGACAACUGAAAUCAGGGUAAUUUACUAAUUAAUAGAUUAUUAAUACUGUAGAUCUAUUUAUAAUAUAGAAUUUGUAAUUCUGAACGCUGAUUGGCUAAGAGCAGUAUAUAUAUGUAAGAGCCAUAUAAUGUCAACACGGAAAAUUUCUUUAUAUUUAUUUGCGUUAUAUUAUAAAACAAAUAUAAAACUUUUUCCGUAUUGAUAUACAGUUAUAUCAACACUCGUGGAAAUUGGGAAAACUCUCGUUUUCCCAAUUUCCACUCGUGUUGAUAUAACUGUAUAUCAAUACGGAAAAUGUUUUAUAUUUGUUAAAUACGCAACGCGCAACUUGUGACAAACCUGCUGCAGAAUUGUACAUUACCAAUGCCGUUUCAAAAGCUUGUUAUCAUAGGAUGUGUUCGCACCACUGAUCUGAAAUAAGACUGGAUAAAGCAUCUGCUGUGCAUAAGUGAAGCCAAUGGCGGCCAUAUUGGCUAGUGGGAAAGGACAAAUAUUGCCUAGAUAAGAAUUUAUCAUCAGUAGCCUCAAUUUGCCGGUGAAUAACUAAUGGGGGCCAUCAAAUAUGUUUGGACAUUCAGAACGCGAGUUACGGCGUUUUGAAAAUUUUCUGCCCACUAUAUGGUUUAUCUGUCCACUAUUAGGUUUGUCGUGAAUUUUCUUUCCAAGGUGACUGAUUGAGUUACCAAUGAAGUGAUCUAAUUAAUACCCUAUGCAUGUUACGCACGUUAACGGAGGUGGAUAGUGAAAAACAUUCUAUAGCUUAAAAUCAAUAUAAAAAGUUUCCCGAAUGUGAUUUUAGUAAUUUUACUUUUUUUUAGUUUUUCUGUGGUUCACAAACUACUGAUUUGAUAUCAAGAAUUGACGAAAGCUCCACCUGUAAUUACGUCAUCAACAUACACACGCACAAACUAUGCAACCACUCCUUAUUUCGACCUCCAGCCAAGCCUAAGAAACACAGUAUCACGUGUUCACCCGCUCUAAAGGAGGAUCAAUACAAGAAAUACACAGAGGCUCAGAAUAGGAAGUCAGGUAUAUACUUUUACUACAAAUCUACAAUCUUGGCUAAUAAUGGUAGAACGACGGAGGUUUUUCUUCUUGUAUAUCACUUCCUCCCCCCUCCCCCCAUUCAUGUUGUUUUACGUUUCCAACUAUGAUAGCUGGAAAUCGUAGCGCAAGACGUUCACUACUACUCUUAUAGAUCAGUGUUGUGGAACUUGUGAUUCCACCGUCUGGUUCAUUCAAUAAACGCUCAAGGGACUGUAUUUUAUGAUUGUAUUGAUUGUAUUAUGUGAGAAAGUAUUUAGAACGUGGGUUUUAGACUGUUAAACAUUCCGAUUGUCUCGCUACGAUCUGACAGCAACAAUGACAUUCAAUCACUCCCUAGCUAUUUGAUUACCCUACCAAAUUACAAUGUUUCACUGUAACGUAUCAAUUUACACGUACAAAGACUUAUUUACGAUUUAGUUUGAAUUACGUCGAUCACAAUAUUGAUAUAUUACAUGAAGUAUAUUUACAGUUGAAUGAAUUGGCGGCGUUGUGCUGGGAACCUACGACAAUCAGUGUUCUAUAGAACGUUUUAUACGAAGCUUAUAUUGAGCCGAUUAUACGAAGCCUAUUGAGCUUAUAUCAGGGUGAUUGUGGCCGAAUUUGUAAAGAAAUUUAUUUAUUAUAUUUAUUUAUAUACCAAGUGUUAAAGUUCAUGUUUUCUUGCUUCUCAUUGGAAAAGAGCAUAUAAAUUCGACUGUCUUCUGGAAACAGCUCUUGGCGGUAGACACUAUUAAAUUCACUGAUAAAUUCGUGUAGUUAUAAAGCGAAAAUUAUGGUUAAUUUAAUUUUCCAGUUUCUUUUUGUUUUUCCGCUUCGGGAAACAUUGGCAGUCUCAGGUUCACAAAACAUACUGUUUCCCUCGGUCGCAGACAAAUAAAAUUUCUUAACCUGACUAGAACAAUUGUCAGUAACAUACGCUCAGCAUCCGAAACGCGUUAUUAAUUGUGUUUCAAUUGCGUUCCUAUACACUGUACGAGUUACGUUCUAUUUUGCGUUAUAGUCAAGCGGGCCGGUUUCCGAACGAUUUCGAAACGCAAUUCGAAUACGAAAUCAGUGACCUAAUAAAUAGCCUGGCGUGAUUGACUUAUAGUCUCAUUAAUUAUUCAUGAAAUAAGUUUACUUAAGCAAUAAGACAAUAGACAGAUUUAGGGGCCGAUUACAUGGAGCAUUUUCAACCCUGGGUUUGAACUCAGCCCUGUUGCCGGUGUCACCGGGUCGAAACUUCAGCCCUGUCUGUAAUACAAAACUCUAUCAAAAUCAAACGCGCGAUUAGAUGACAAAAUUUUCAACCCAGGGCCGAGUUCAACACCGGGGUUGUAAUUCCAACCCUCAUGCUUGAGCUAGCCCUGGGUUGAAAAUUUUGUCAUGUAAUCGUUUCAACCCAAUUUAACCCAGGCCUGAAAUUAUUCAUGAGUUAUUCGAGCAUGCGUGGUACUAACUAAUGAGUUACAAGAAAACAAAAUGGAGGCUAUAUGCAUGGAGCCGCUUUUUUUUUUACUUCCGGGAAUCAAUGCCGGAAAUGUAUAGUAUAGCAUUGCAACCCCGGGUUUGAAAUCGUCCAGGUAAUCGCAAAAAAAAUUCAACCCGGUCAACAGGGCUGAGUUCAACCGGUUUUCACUUGUUUCCAUCUACCAAACUCAUGACAUUGCGUAAUUUGAUCAAUUUCUAAAGUUGUUUCUUUCUGGAUUUUUUUAUUAAUUUGAUUAGGCUUAGUGUUAAGGUUGCGGUUAGGGUUAGGGGUUAGAGUAGGGGUAGGGUUUGGGCUAGUUACAUAGCCAUUUAACACCUCUUCCAUCUUCUGAAAAUGACGUUACGUCAAUUUCACAGAUGGAAACUAGUGCUAACCAGUUCAACCCCGGGCCAGUGGCGCCGGCAGGAUUUAUUUUUUGGGGGGCAAAUCAUUCGAGUGCCAAAGGCACGAGCUUACUAGGGGGGUUCGGGGGUAUGCCCCCCCGAGAAAAUUUUGAAUUUUGGGUGUCUAAAACCGCAUUUCCUGCGUCUUGGAGGCACUUUAAGACAAACAUAAAGGUUUUAAUAAAUCACUUUUUUAGUAGAUCGGAACAUAAUUGAUUUCCAUACAAUAUAUGAAUCAAAUGUAUUUUUAAUAAAACCAAGAAUGAAAUGAAGAAUUUAAUGUUAUAAUACAUAUUUAGUACAACGACGGGGAGCUGCGUCGGUAAAUCGUUCAACGAGUCCUUCGAUGUCGAGGCCCCGACAAAUGUCAGAUUCCACGGACAUGAGCAUCAGCGAUUCUAAUCGAUCUUGCCUCAUCGUCGACCUCAGGCGAUUUUUUAUUAUUUUCAGCUUGGAAAAUGAUCUCUCAGCAGAUGCUGAUGUCAAAGGGAGAGUAAGGGCAAUCUUAAUAAUUUUUGACAAAUUGGGGAAGCAUUCGGGUUCUUGAAGAAGUUCGCGGUAUAAAUCAACCAAAGACGGCUUUCGUUCUUUCGUUUCCUUGGCCAUUACACGCAACCGUGCACUUGACAACCAAAUAUUUACACACCGCACCCCCCCCCCCUACGACAUCGGAUUUGGACAAAUCCAAAAACCCACUCUGGAGAAUAUUGGGGGGGCGGCUGCCCCCCCUCGCCCCCCCUUGCCGGCGCCACUGCGGCCCGGGCUUGAAAGUGCUCCAACAAAUUUGACGACACGGUCUCAAUUUCAGCUCAAGAUUGAGAGCUAAGGAAUUUCAUUAUUGUAAUAAAUUGAAGCUUUUUAAAAUAACCUUAUACAAACGUCUAAGUUCGGGAAAUACGGUCCGGUGUCUGCUACGAGGAAGAUUUUAUUUCUCCAACGUCGCAACAAGCAUUCAUGUUGCUCCAAUGACGUGAAAAUCUUAGUUUAACAUUGUGUUUUGAUUUUCAAACUUUUUUGGAAGGCGCGUCUUUCAGUUCGCGUCGCGUGUUUUCUAAAUCAGUCUAAUAUUAUAGUUGAAUGAUUUAUUGAAUGAUUUAUUGAUUUGGUUUCCGCCUGGGUUUACCACAAUACAAAUAAGUAACAGUCAAUAUAUAUAAGUAAAUGUAUAAUAAUAAAGUGUUAUUAUAAAUAUAUAUAAGUUGAUAGAAAAAACAAUAAUUUUGAACAAAAAGUGGUGAGGAAGCCCAAAUAGAAACCAAGAGGCUUAUAGGAAUUUGGGCUACCUCAUGUUAUGUUACUGUAUAUUAAAUACAGAUUUUACAAAAAAAGCAUCACGUGACGUAUUUGAAAGAAAUAAGUUAUUGAGAUUAUAUAUAGUGCGAAAAAAGAAACAAUACAGAUGAAGAGUUACGUAUAUCGGGAUUCAGUUGAAUGCAUAUAUAGUUGCAACUAUAAUUUGACUUGUACUUGUAAAUUAUCUUGAUGUUUUACCGUUUAGGAAAAACAAUAGAGGAUGACCAGCCUGUAUCUGACAGUGACGAGAAAGAUAAACACAGCAACAACGGACGUUUUCCAAAUAUCGCAGAUGCCUUGGCUAAGAUGUAUCAUAAAGAAAAUAUCAAAGAAACUGAACAUGGUCAUGAACUAAAAACAAAAGAGGAAAAGACGAUGAACAUGAUGAAAGAAAUCAUUGCUAAAUCUAUGAAACAGAUUGAGAAGUUGAAGCGAGGAGAUAAUCCACUGGAUGACAGUAUGUAUAUACCAUAGAUAUCUUAUAUACACUAGAUAGUGCAUCUAAUUAUUCUACAAUUCAAAAAUUGAAGCCGUGAUUGCAGACUCAGGAUAUUCCCAUGAAAUGAGAAGAUUCGUCUGUUUUCUAUUUCAUAAACACGGAAUUUAAAUAUUAAGGUAAACCUAUUCCAAAUACAUUUUUAAACUAUUCAAAUGAUGAAAGUUAUUGUUGUUUUUAAGCGUAUAUUAGCGAGUGGGAAACACCAACAUGGCCGCCAUCUAUUCAAAUGGGGGUAACCGCUGGAAUAUUCUUGGCUUCAAUUUUACUAAAAGAGAUGCGCUAUCUAGUCUAUAUAAGAUAUAUAUGGUAUAUAGGCUACUGUAGAUUAAUGAAUGUAGGGGGUAACUAUAUGUAAGGCAUUGUGUCGGUAUGAAUGUUGAAAUCUUUGUGCUGGUGCUGGCAAUUUUCAGAAAUGCAAAAGAAAACAUAUACGUCGAAUGAAGGCAUCUUGUACGUUUGCUGUCACACAGAAAUCAACGAUUUAUUCACUUACGUCAGACUUUCUUGCCAUCCUACUUUUUCCUACCUUCCUUCCACUUUGAUUUUCCUCCUGUUUCUCAUAAAAUAAUAGCAGAUGACUGCAUGUUUCUCAUAAAAGACUGUUUCUCAUACUAUUUCAUACAUAGUUUCUCAUAUGUUACUUUUUAAGACGGCUUGGGGGAUAAUUAUGUUAUUAUUUUAACUCCUUGUGAAUGUUUCGUUUAGAUGAAGAAGAAGCACAUUCUGAAGAAGUAUCUGAUAAUGAAGAUAGUGAUGAUGACGGAGACGAUGAUGACGAUGAAGGUGACGAGGAAGGUGACGAGGAAGGUGAUGAUAUUUAUGAGGAAACAAGAAACAAAAUAUUAAAAGCAAAAGGGAAUGGGAUGAAAAUGACUAUAGAUGACGCGGACACAUAUGAUGAACAAGUAGGAGAAGAUGUAGAUGAUAAUAUAGGGUGGGAUGUGGAUACUACGGAUGAUGAUAAUACAGAUAUUGAAGGAUCAUCGACUUUGUUCGAAAAGAUCAAUAGUUUCUCUAAUAGUAAGAAAGACAAGAAAGGUGAUCAAAGUGAUUAUUACCAAGAGUUAAUCGAACAUCUGAAGUUACAAUUCCGUUAUUUUAAGAAGCAGCUUGAUUCCAUCAUAAAUGAUUUGAAGAAAAGAAUCAAAAUAUCAGAAGGUUCCGUAAAUCCAGAUGUCAAGGCAUUGAUUGACACUACAAAGAAGUCCCUGAAAUAUUUUGAAAAUAAGCAGAGGUACCGCCUUUUCCCAAACUGAGGUUUUUUUUUACUUCUAAAUACAAUCUAACAGAUACGUACUCCGGAUACUUCUAAUCAACAGAUACUUAUUUAAGUUCCCAAACGUCAUGCCAUUAUAUUCCUUUUAUAUUUAAUACAGCGGUGUCUGUAAUCAGAUAAUCGAAUUUAUUAUAUAGUAGAGAGUGAGAUACUGAAAAAUACACAGUGAGAUAUUUAUCAUAUCUUUACUAGUAAAGAUAUCGAUCACGUGACUUUUUCCAAUUUGCUUUUGAGCGUGAAAUUUCACAAUUUUUUGCUUGGGACUAUAUAAUAAACAGAACAUUACACGGUAGCUUGAAGAUAUGACUUUUAUCUUCUCGUGUUAAAAACAAUAUUUUACUUACUCACUGCGCUCGUUCGUAAAAUAUUGUUUUCACCACUCGAAGAUAAAAGUCGUAUCUUCGCGCCGCCGUGUAAUAUCCUCUAUGUAUAUUUGUAUGUACAUAUCUUUCGUUGGUUUAAACAUAUAAUAAUAGAGAUCAAACAUAUUGCACAUAUGCCUUAUUUCAGAAGGAGAGAAAAGAUUUCAUUUUUAAUUUAGUAAGACCUUUCACAAGUCGAUACGCAGUUUUAACUAGGAAGAAUCUACCAGAAUAAAAAGUUAUGUCAGCACCCGAUACUACUCGAAAAUAUCUCAAAUUUGUUGCACUGGAUAUAAACCAUUUGCAGAAUUCCUGGAGCGGCGAAGCAUUAUACAUGCAUAGCUUCGAAAUCAUUCUUUUGAAAACAGACAGAACGUAAGGUCUGGUUUACACUAUCAAAGUUUCUGUGAUCACAGUAGGAAUUUUGCAUCGGUAAAUUCUAUGUUUUGUCUUGAAGGAUUUGUGAGAAAUUUUGAGGGAAUUGUCUGAGAAAUUUUGAGGGAACUGUCUCAUUAUAUCCGUUGAAGAUACCGAAGCAGCAUCACUUUCAACUAAACUCCACUCCGCUGCUGGUCCCGACGAAAUGUCGGCGUGGUUUCGGCUUGGUGAGAACGCAUCCACUUUGUGUCGUCCACUAACCUCCAUUUUCAAUCUGUCCCUCCGUCAAGGCUUUGUCCCUUCCUUGUGGAAAUCAGCUAACGUUUCACCAGUACCCAAAUCUUCUCCCGCUCAAGACAUCGACUCAGACUUUCGUUCCAUCUCCCUCACGGCCAUUGUUAGCAAAAUUCUGGAGUCGUUUCCUUACCGCUGGCUUUUCCAAUCAAUCCUUGGGAAGAUCGACCCUCUUCAGUUUGGCGCUCUACGAGGCUCAAGCACAAGCAUGGCUCUCGUCCACCUCCUCCAUAAGUGGUACGAAGCAUGCGAUGACCUUGAUUCAUCAUUACGGAUCUGCCUGUUAGACUUUUCAAAAGCCUUUGAUCGGAUCGAUCAUAACGUCUUACUGAGAAAGCUUCAACAAAUGGUCGUACACCCAGUUCUCAUUAAUUGGAUUGCCGAUUUCUUGUCUAACAGAUUACAGAGGACAAAGAUUGGUCAGGACUACUCUGCUUGGAAGUAUAUUCAAGCUGGCGUUCCACAGGGAACAAAACUAGGUCCCUUACUUUUUUUAAUCAUGGUAAAUGAUCUAAAACCGGCUCCAGUCCUUGUCAAAUUCGUUGACGAUUCUACAACGUGGUAAGUUCUGCACAGAGACUCCCAAUCCAAUCUCUCCUCAGCCGUGAAAGUGUGCGAAGAGUGGACAUGUGAUAGUAACAUAAAGUUGAACGCUUCGAAGACGAAAGAGAUGCGCGUGAACUUCUCGUCCAGUUCUCCCUCUUAUCCACCAAUUGUGAUCAACAAUCAAACAGUCAACAUCGUUACGCAUGCCAAGCUAGGCGUUACCAUCUCGAAUGACUUGAAAUGGAACUUGCACGUAAAUGCCAUCUGUAAGAAGGCUUCCAAGCGUUUAUACGCCCCACGACUGUUGAAAAGAAACGCCCUUCCGGACUCCGUCCUAGUCAAGGUUUUUCGCGCGAGCGUUAGACCUAUCCUUGAGUAUGCAUGCGAAGCGUGGCACUACAACCUCCCUGUAUACCUUAAUAACCGAAUAGAACAGAUCCAGAAAAGAGCUCUCCGAAUUAUCUAUCCUUCCUUCACCUAUAGUCAAGCGAUGCUCACAGCCAACGUUCCAUCGUUGUACGAUCGCCGAAGCACCCUUUGCGAGCGUCUUUUCGACAGAAUGCUUGAUCCAGGGCACAAAUUAAACUCGUUCGUUCCAGCUCUUAAGAUUAACGAACACAAUCUACGCCAUAAUAGGUGUUUUAAGGUUCCAGUUUGUAGAACUGAUCGCUACUACCAUAAAAGUUUUAUACCGUCUGUAGCAUCAUUAUAUGACAUGAAACAUUUUUAACUCUCAACUUUUAAUAUUCUUAAAUCGUAUGUUAUUACAUCACUCUAGUUACAGUUUUUUAUAGUUGUAACCAUUGUAACUUCUACUUUUAAUAUUCUUAAAUCAUAUGUUACUACAUAUUCUUAGUUAUAGUAUCUUACAGUUGUAAAACCAGUGUAAGUCAGUUUUAACUGCAAAAUUGGUUGUCAAUAAAACGAUUACGAAUCGUGUUUGACAUUAAGUCAGUUCCCUCAAACAUUUCUUAAAAAUCCUUCAAAACUUAGAGUUUACUUAUGCAAAAUUGCUACUGUGGUCACAGAAACUUUGAUAGUGUAAACCAGACUUAAAAUUCAAAAGAAAUGUAUGUAUGAUGGCAGGCGCCAGUAAUUCUGUAAAUGGUCUAUAUUCCCAGAUAGGAGUGUUCCGCCCUCGGGGCGUUGGGGUAUACAUUUUUGGGUCACGGUUAUAUAUAUAUAUAAUCUAUUAAAUAUCAAGUAAGCAGUUGUUUUUUGCUAUAUCAUUAUAUAGAGUUGCAGAGGAUGCGAUGAAACGACUUGCUGAUCUGUACGAUGCAGUUAUGGAAGAUUCAGAUUAUAUAAAAGCGAAAGAAGAACUUGCUAGUAUCAGAGCAACAUUGGUUGGCUUGAUCGAUAAAGCGAACUCAAAAUCUGAACCAUUAGAACCUAAUAAUGAUGAUAAUCAUGAUGAUAAUAUUGACGAGAGUGGAGAAAGAAAGCGCCAACCUUACAAACCAUCAGAGGAAAUUUUUGAACCUGACAAGAAAACCCAAGGUUUUGAUAUGGAAAAACCGAACCUAGAUAAAGUAGUUUCAAAGUUGAAGAAAAUCAUGACCCGCGAGAAUGAUGAUGGAGAUACGGAUGGAGAUGAUCGUAUCAAUGUUCGAGUGACUAAGAUCAAAAAGAAGUCUGAAGAUCUCUAUGAUGAUAAAGACUUUGAGAAAUCAUUCAUAGAAGAUAAUGAUGAGAAUCAGUUGAAUGAGAUAAGUGAAAAUGAAGAAAUGAGAGAAGCAACAAAAAAGAUGGAAAGGAUGGUGCGCAAACAGCUCCAGGAUGCUGGGGUCCAUCACGAAGGUUUGUAAGGUUUAAUUUUCGUUUUCUCAGAUUUCACUGCAGCGCGUUCAUCAACCCUGUCCUAGAGUACUUUGCGUAUAAGAUACUAAAGGAAGUAACCUUCUGGUGGCAAUUGUUUGGUGAGGUUGGAUGAAUCAUUAUACAACAUUUAAUCCAUUAAGUUGCAUUGCGCCGUACUUUAUUUUACCGGCUUUGUCAAAACGCCUGUCGAUUUACUCAUCAAGUGGAUUUGUUAACAUUUGGUCUAACACUUUUAAACUUUCUUACAAACGUACAGAUGUACAGUCCCCUUUCUCACCCAUUCCCACAACAAGUACUUCACUAUCAAGUACCCUGGAUAAGCCCGGAGAGCGCCUGCAUUGCAGGCUACCUGUUUUUAUCCUGUUUAAAUUAAUUAUUGAUUUCUAGGAAAGAUUAAAGUUAAAAUCGUCACAUCACAGGAAUCAUUGCAACGUGUUGCGGAUGGAGAAGAAAAAUUUCAGAUUUUUACAUCGCAAGUAAAAUUUAGAGAUUUGCUUUCCAACUUGUUGGUAAGAGCUGUCUACAUGCUGUGAAUAUUUGCAUAUAGCUCGUCUGUAACCGGCUGAAGGUGAUUCAUCAGUAAUUGCUGGAAAUGAGAAUUUACUGAAACUUCUCAGGGGUGAAGUUUAUGAUAUGCUCAUAGUCAAAACAGAAAAAUGUUGGGGUCACCGAACUCGUUUCGAACAUAUGACAAGUGCAAUAUGUCACCUUUUCCCCCAUAUGGCGCCAUCUUAAGAGGGACAAUCGCAAUUGCUCAACCGUAAUUAAAUUUUUUCGACAAGGAUCCUACUAAAAAUGUUUACUUAGUGAUUAUAUGCAAGAAAACAUGUGUUUUAGCGAAAAAACCAUUGAUGUGCAUUGUCAUGGUGCAUUGUCUUUUCUCAUCUUCUCAGUCAUGUUAUUUUGGGAAGCAUGCGCGAAAAAUGUAAAACAUUAUAAGUUGCAGAAAUGAUUUUUCUCUUUAAAUGUAAAAUAAAAAGUAUGGUCACGGACCUUCGUAAAGGGUUAAACAUGCAACAUGACGUGGUUUAGAGUUGCACAGGAGACCUAGCCUGAGUAGCCUAAUCAAUGCAGAGUGUUUUUCUCUUUGCCCUUACUCUUUCUUUAUCACUUCACAUUGCAGUUCGACUUCAAAUGUUAGCUAGAAUUUGUUAUUAGAUAUGCGCAGUAAAAGUGCGCAAUGCAAAACUGAUUAAUCGCCUUAACAUGCGAGACAAAAAUAUCAGCAGUCUAUUUGCACAUAAUGCACAGAUAGCAAAUUAUUCCAUAUAAAAUACAUUGCCAUUUAUUGUCAUAAUGAAAACUAUUUUUGGAGUAGUUCCACUUACUAAUGUAAUAAGACUAAGAAGUAUAAGGCCUGUUUCGUUUGCCGAACCCGAUGCAAAUGACAAAACAAAGAGUUUAGGUCUUUACAAUAAAUUCAGCACAUUAGAAAACGCGACGUUGAACUGGGCAUAAAGGCCCACACAGACCGGACGCCAUUCGACAACGCGACGCGAAUUUUCAGUUUUUAAAAACAAAUAAAACCGUCAACGGAUAAAAAUUUUACAAGAUAUGCAGACCAAAUAGCUACAAUCGCUUAAGAGGUUCCGAAUAUUUGAAAAACAUAGAAAAAUAUUGAACUUAAAUGUAAUUGAAAAUUCACGUCGCGUUGCCAAAUCGCGUCCGGUCUGUAUGGACCUUAAGGCCUUUGCCGAAACUAAUGCAAAUGAACUCAAACAAAGAGUUUAGCUCAUAAGAUUCGGUAUGUGAAAAGUUUGGCUAAAUUUCUGAGUUUCAUUUGCUUACAGGGUGGUACUCGCCAAUUAGCGGAAGAGAAAAGGAGACAGGAGGCAAUGGAAGAUAAUUAUAAUCUUGUGUGGAAACAAGAUGGUUUUACAUCAGCACCUGUGAGAGAAAAACAAUCAUCCUUGGAACACGAAGACAGUGAUGAAAAGCAGAUAAGAAAGAAAUAGUAAAAUACUCUUUUGUCAGAAGUGUUAAAUGCCAUCUGACACGUCUGAACUAGUAUCCUUACAGUUAAAAACCUAAAACCUGCACAAUUCUGUUGUUGCACUCUGUUAUCAUUAAUUAUUUUGUUCUGUAUUACUGCAUCGGUUACCAAAUUACGAAGAAAUGCGGUGGUAAAAUUUAGUUUUCUUGGGGUUUUUCUGAUAAACUGCAAUAACUGUGACAAUGCCUUUUUCAUGCGAUCCACUUCAUGUUAAUACAUUAAUACACUAUUUUCCCAUAAUUUGGUAACCGCCAUGUUAAUACAGAACAAAAUAUAGUAAAUAAGAAGGAAACGGUCUGGAAACGUGAGUAUUCUCGGCGUGUAUUUGAUAUAAUCAGGCCAGUCUUAAUAUGUUGAGUUAUUCCCCAUGGAAUUCGUAUAGAAAGAAGAGGAAAACGUUUUUAAAUUAAUUGAAGACAACAUUUCACAUGAACAAGUGUAAAAACUAUAUAGUGUACAUAAGAAGUAUAAAUUUCAGAGUCAUUCAAAUACGAUAAUUUAUUAAACUGCAUGCACAAGACAGAUUUCUUGUUUUCUUGAAGCAGUUUUUCAAAACGUGUUUCUAAGAAACUCGGGAAUAUGAAAUUUCACUUCUCUUUGGAAGGUACAUGCAUGUACUGUCUAAAAAUCUUUAUCUACAUUCUCUAGUGGUUGUAUCUCUCAUUUUCAAGGUUUGUGAGUAGCGCGUUUAAGGAGUACCCGAAACACUCGCGAGUGACUCGCAUGGAUCUUGAAUGAAUUUAAUGUUACUUGAUGACUGCAAGAUAUACUAGUUAUUGUUACCAUACAGUAUCCGUUAGCUAGUUGAUAAAGCGACCAACGUUUUAAGCGACCAGUGUCUUUUCUCCUUACUAUGACUUCUCUUGUCCCGUUCUCUAUUCAUUCGUCUUUUCCUUGAAUCACUAUCACUACUUUCUUCACUGGAUGUUGACCGUUUUCUGCGAGUAUCAGUCUUGCUUGAAACACGUUCAUGUUUGUUGUUUUUAUCUGAAUCUUCUGAUGAACUCGAUCGUUUUCUCUCUCUAUGCUUUCUGGCAUUACCGUUUGUAUCCAUAUCCCGAUCAGGACUUUUAUCGUAUUCACGUACACGAUCAAUUCCCUUUUCUUCAUCUGAAUUUCUUGAUCGAUGCAGUGAUGAUUGAUGGUCCCAUCGAUUGGUUUCUGGUAACUCCGACGAUUUACUUCUAUUUUGCGAUGAAUUCUCCCAACGACUUGCAACACGAGAAUAUUCUUUAAGAUCCUCAGCUUGAUCAUCCCACCUACUUGGGACAUCAUUUUUAUCAUCAGACCUCCGCUGUGGUGAUCUUUCAGCCCGAUUUCGAGUCCUUUCCUCCGCUCUUUCAUCCUUACGUCUGUCCGACAGAGACCUGCUUCUUGAACGACUUCGAGACCAACGAUCACGCCUAUCAUUAUUUCGCCUGGGUUUUCUGUAUUCUGGACUUCUUGAUCUUUUGUAUGAUCUACGCGGUGAUCGACGUCUGCUUGAUGACGUUCUACGUUCACUUGGCGAUGGAGAUCUCGAUGGAGAUCUCGGUGGAGUGCGAUACAUC